This is a messenger RNA of Rhodofomes roseus, 1171 nucleotides long. RefSeq lists its product as uncharacterized. The transcript is spliced from 3 exons. The coding region runs from base 146 to 1006 and encodes 286 amino acids. Lineage: Eukaryota; Fungi; Basidiomycota; Agaricomycetes; Polyporales; Fomitopsidaceae. The record is from RefSeq and is a predicted model, not a curated record.
AGAUCCCCGCUGACGGCGCAGACGCGAUGCAGCUCAACAUCGCCGGAGAAGGCGGGGCGGCCCAGAGGACGCCGGCAAGUCGCCUGCGUAUCCGUCGUAUGACCGUAUUCAGUGCUGAGACCGCUGCAACCAGGUAGGCACGCCCAUGGAACGCCCCCACGCAGACCGGCCCAUCACCGUCGACGUCUCGACCACAUUCCAGCCCAAUGUCCUCGUCGAUAACGUCCCGCCCGACCUUAUCCUCAUCUCCUCCGACCAGGUCUACUUCUACGUCCACCGCCACCGCCUCCUCGCCGCCUCCUGCAACACCUUCAACGGCCUCCUCACACCCACGCCCCCGCCCGACGACGGCUCCACCCAGACCAUGCCCGUACCCGAGCCCUCCGACGUCCUCAAUGUCGUCGUGCACGCUAUCUACCACAUUCCCGUCGCUCAGUUCAUGCCCCCCUUCGAGACUGUCUCCGCUGCGUUCGACGCGCUCGUCGGGUACGGCGCGUCCCUCCAGCAGCUCGCCGCACCGGGCAGCCCGCUCUACAUCCUCGUGCUCUCCCAGGCGCCCCUCCGCCCCAUCGACGCCUAUGCGCUCGCCGCGCACUAUGACCUCAUCGCGCUCGCGACGCCCAUCUCCGCGCACCUCCUCGCGUACACGCUCUCCUCCGUAACGGACGAGCUCGCCGCGCGCAUCGGCCCCAUCUACCUCAAGCGAUUGUUCUUUCUCCACCACGGCAGGACGGAGGCGCUCAAGGCCCUGCUGCUCCGCCCACCCCAGGGACACGAGCCGAUGAGGGACUGCGAUGUGAUCCAGCAGCAACGUCUCACCCGCGCAUGGGCACUCGCCUCUGCGCACCUGGUCUGGGAUGCCCGACCGAACAUAUCGAUUAACAUGCUGCAGGCGCCGCUGCUGCAGCUCGAGCGGGAGCUGUCCUGCGCACUAUGCAAACAGGCACUGCGCGACAGAGUAUCGGUACUUGUUAGGGAAUGGGCAUCUAUCAAAGUGACCAUCUAGCAGCAGACGAACAGGAAAUAUGGCUAAUAACUGCUUCGGGACCACCACACAUGCAUUAUCUUCUCUUCCAUGCUUAUUUGAUUUAUCUCGCGCCCAUCUGUAGCCCAAAGACCACCAUGUAACUGACGACCCCAGCAUUUCCGGCUCACCGUUCCCUUGUCUUUU